Colletes gigas is the source of this 3072-nucleotide messenger RNA. RefSeq lists its product as uncharacterized. The transcript has a single exon. The coding region runs from base 328 to 2064 and encodes 578 amino acids. The record is from RefSeq and is a predicted model, not a curated record. Lineage: Eukaryota; Metazoa; Arthropoda; Insecta; Hymenoptera; Colletidae.
ACGGUUGUGGUGUGUCAGGUGUGUUCCACCUAUCCCUCCCGGACUAUUUUCGUUGCCCUAAACGCGUCUCCUAUGACGCAACGGUAUCCGAACGACACUUUUCUUUUCUACGGUUCGUAGUAUCCGGUGAGGGACGCGGUCUCACGACGAUGGGCUAAACCAGCGGAGUUUCUGGCUAAACCUGAUAUGGGUCAGUGGAUUACCGUGUUAAUGUGACGCGCAAACGGGAAGCUCGGACUGGUACUUAGCGAAGCGUGAGGUUCGCUGGUACGGAGGGACUAUAACGGUGCUGGUAAUACGAGUGGUGUCGUUCGCGGGCAUUGUAAGAUGAGCCCGGCCUCUCAGGGUGCCGUGGAGGUGGAGCGUUACAUCGGCAGUUGCUUAAUAUCGUCUAGCCUGAGAUCGGGAUCGCAAAAACCGAUCGUCGGUAAGAAGCAGGAGUCAGCGGCGCGCGGGAAAUCGCGGUCCAGCUACGGCGGGCAAAGUUUGUCGAACGGUACCGAGCAAUGUCAUGUGCAAUACGGGCCAGGUGGUUGGACAGGUGCUCCAUUAAUAUCGAUGACGUCCAGCCCGCGUAGAUGUAAUCAAAGACUAUCGCCGUCGGUGGGUCUACAGCCGCAGCAGCAGCAGCAGCAACAGGCCUGCGAGCAGCAAGUGUCGACACACCUGCACAAGAAUCCGCUGUCUAGGCUAGCUAUCCACACGCAGGGAGCACCACUGAUCUUGGCUGGACGAUUUCAUAAUCGCGGCAAGAUACACAACACCGGGAACGUUAAUGGCAUUGCCAACUCUCUCUGCAGUACUGGUUACGUUCACAAUAAUGGGAACGCCGCGAGGUGCCCGCAAUCCAGGCCCCAGAGGUCCGCGGAACUGUCGAAGAAGUCGCAACCGAAUCCCAAGGCGGAUUGCGUGAACAAAGAAGCCGCCGGGACGAGCAUCGCGAACAUCGACUCGCUGAGCAUCGCCAGCGACGAGAGCUCCGGCUCGAACAAUUCUGAGAAUAGCUUGCCGCGGAUCAUCAAGCCCAGGAAGCGCAGAAAGAAGGAUAGGAAGCCGGCGAACAACGCGCCAGCCUCCGCGGACGUUGGUAAACACGAAGAACAACAACAAUCCGGGGACCAGUCGAACGUGCUCGCCCUGAAACCGUACGCGGCCGGUUGUUACGAGCGUUACGAGACACCGGUUCAGCUCCGGAACCACAGAAGGCCCCCUAUAGCGCGAGAAAGCUUGUUCAGGGGGCAGGAGAUUGGCGACGCGAGGCAGAGGUACGGUCACAGGCACGUGGAAGUGAAAGUCCUCGACGACAACAGAAACGUCGUGGUGCCGGUGCAGAUACGCGCGAUCCCGCCCAAGGAUUACAGGCACCACACGCGCAACAACAACAACAGCAGCAACGGACCACGUUACCUGCAGGACUACGGGAACUUGACGGGUUGCGAGGGUGGGAUGAAGGACGGAUUAGGGUCGUGUCAGUGCCGGUACUGCGACCCCUCGGGUCUCAUCUGGGACAUGGAUCAGAACUGUUAUUCGCCGUUCCUCACCGGCGAGUUUUGCCCCGGCCACUUUCUCCACGCGCCGCUAUUCCUCUCACGGCCGACGCUCAGCGUUGAGAGGCUCUUCGGCGCCAACGGCACCCCGACCAGGGAGAAGGACGCCGGAGGAAUCGUCCUUAGACGCAGCUGGAGCGACCCGACGAGCUACUUUAGCGAGGAGAUCGCCGCCCCCAGCAAAGACGUCGGCGUGAUCGGCGACAGGGGGCAGAUCGAGGGGGGCAAACGACGUACCCUCUGGCACGGGGACACCAUGGGGUUCCCCGCGAGCAACGCUGGACCACCCUGCGCGGUAAACAACGGCGCUUCGUCGCCAAAGGGCCUGGAGGUCUCCACGGAAAUCAUCACGUCGCCCAACGGGCACAGAGACCUGGAGAUUAAGUUCUACUCGCCGUCGCCGAGCGCCCCGGCGCCCGAGGAGGCGGACGAGGACGAAGAUUUCAGUGAUAUUUGGAGUUACCACGAGUCGAAGUUGCAGCAGGAUUUCCGUACGCUGUUGCAAGCAGAAGAAUGAUCGCGGAACGAGACCUAGCCUCGUUAUGAUCGAAAGAGAGAGUAGUCGCGCGUGUGCGGACGUUUGUGGGGGACUGUGUGCGUAUCGGAGGAGAAAAGCAACCCGGACGAGUGUGCGUGAGUGAAAGAGGUGGCCCUGGAAAUUGAAUUAGUUCGUCGAUAGGGAGGCAAACCGAAUGGGACUUGCGUGAAAACUGUGUGAAACGGACAAACUCGUGGCGUUUGGCGUAAUUAUUCCUGGUGUUUCGAACGUCCCGUUUCUUUUUUUUUCCUAUCGUUUGCACGUUUCGGAGCGACAGGUUAAUUGUAUUUCGUUAGCGGAGUCUUCGAUCGACGAGUGUGUCAACUGUCAGGAAUGCUUCUUCGCGCGGGCAUUCGAGAGCCUGCCUGGCACGCAGUCUGCCUAGUCGGUUCCACCUAACAGGGUAUUUAUAGCGGUAUUCAAUCGAGCACACGCGAUCAAACUUGUCCAAACACGAGGGAACGUCGUUUUCGGACGGAAUCGGUUGUCGAGGAAAUCGGUCACUUCGGGUUUCAACCAACAAAGUAAAAAUUUGUGUUGCCGUUUGAGCGAUCAAACUUGUUCAAACGCGGGCAAACGUUACUUUAGGUCGGAAUCGGUUGUUGGAGAAAUUUGUCGCAUUUUCCGGGUGUCUUGAACCAAAGUUGUUUGUCAUUAAAGGGACUAUUGCAAACCUUUAAAAGAAUUGGUUUUAGAAUCGAAGAAUAUGAUUUGAAGAAUGUAUGUGCAAACUCCAACGUUAAAACGUUUUUUUUUUUAUAUCUACAAACAUUGUACAUAUUUUUAUUGAAGCUCGUCACGUUGAAAUUAAAAUGUGGUUUUUCUUUUAUUUGAAACCUGGCUUGGAAAUUGGUUUUGAGAAAUUGUCGACAUACAUUAUUUUAAAAUUAUAAAUAAUAUUCAUGAGUUCCGUGACUUUAAUUAUGGACUUUGACAGGUUCUGUAAAUCUAGUGUUAAACACGUUUAACUGGAUUUCCAUAUUUUAA